Kwoniella botswanensis is the source of this 1866-nucleotide messenger RNA. RefSeq lists its product as uncharacterized. Lineage: Eukaryota; Fungi; Basidiomycota; Tremellomycetes; Tremellales; Cryptococcaceae. The record is from RefSeq and is a predicted model, not a curated record. Gene Ontology annotation, cellular component: nucleus. The transcript is spliced from 11 exons. Gene Ontology annotation, biological process: mRNA processing. The coding region runs from base 1 to 1866 and encodes 621 amino acids. Gene Ontology annotation, molecular function: RNA binding; U1 snRNP binding.
AUGUCAGACACGCCACCUCCUGAUGCAGUGCCCGUCGAUGGGCGAGAUAGGACACCUGAAUUAGUUAGUUCCCGUGAGAAACGUCGUCGUGAAGACGAAAACGAAGAAGAUGAUCGUGACGCUCAGCGUGAUAGGUCCCACCAUCGAUCCUCGAGACGACACCGAACCGAUGACGACGAGCGAGAUCAGGACCGAGACCGCGAAAGGGAAAGAAGACAUCGACGACAUCGAGAGGACGAGACUGAGGAAGAACGACGUGAGCGACAUCGACGAAGGGAUGAGGAGACCGAGGAAGAGAGAAGAGAGAGAAGGAGAAGGAGAGAAGAGGAGACUGAGGAGGAGAGAGAGGAAAGACAUCGACGAAGAAGAGAACGGGAAAGAGACAGGGACAGGGAGAGAUCCAGAAGAGAUUCUAUCGGAUCUAGUCGAAGAGAUAGAGACAGAUCGAGAGAGAGUCAUCGAUCUGAUGCUAGGCCCAAAGUAAAAGAAUUGACAAGAGAGGAAAAAGAAGCUGAACGUGAGAGACGUGAUAGGGAAAUGGCCGAGGAGAAGAGAGAAGCUGCUCGAGCGAGGGAAGCGAGAUUCGCAGAGAUGGACCGAGAACGUGAGCUCGAACGACGAAGACUCCGAGAUGAAGAACGAGGACUAUCCCGAGAUAGAUCCCCUCCCCGUCGACGAAGAGGUUCACCUUCUUAUUCUUCCCCUGCGCCACCGAGAGACCCAGCUACAGCUCUCCUGGACGAAGUAGAACGGGAAAACCGAUCCAUCUUCAUCUCUCAAUUAUCCGCUAGGUUGACUUCUCACGACUUAGGAAUGUUCUUCGAAGAUAAGCUAGGUAGAGGUGCGGUCAGAGAUGCUAGGAUCGUUACUGAUAAAGUCACGAGAAGAUCAAAGGGUAUCGGGUACGUUGAGUUGGACGCUGCAGAACUUGUCAAUAGGGCUAUAGCACUCACCGGAACCAUCGUCAUGGGUCUCCCAAUCAACGUCAUGCUCACCGAAUCAGAGCGAAACAGAGAACCAACCGGUUCCAGUACAGCUCCUGUUCCUGGCCCAGAUGGACAGAUCGCUCGUCCAGCAGUGACAUUCGGUCACACAUUCCCACCUUUAUCCACCGGUCUUACUAUUCCUCAAGGAUUAGAUGUCGACGCACACCGAGACGCUGCUAUUCCUUAUCACAGGUUAUACAUCUCCAAUAUCGCUUUCAGUCUUUCUGCCGAUGAUAUCAGACAGGUAUUCGAACCGUUUGGCGAGAUUGAGUUCGUGGAUCUGCAUAUCGACUUCUCUGGUAUGAAGAAAGGAACAGGUUACGUGCAAUACAAAGAACUUCAAGCUGCUCAGAUGGCAUUGGAUGCGAUGGCUGGAUUCGAACUUGCAGGUAGACCAAUCCGAGUGCAGACCGUUCAAGAUCGGGCUUACGUAGCUACCGAGCAAAUUGAAGAUAAUGGGAAUUACGGGACUAGACUGGAUGCGAAUCAACGUCAACAGCUCAUGUUCAAACUUGCUAGGGCUGAACCGACUGUUAACUUGGCUUUGUCCGCCCCUAAGCCUGUUACCGUACCAUCGAAAACACCUCAGAUGAACCCUACUCCAUUCAUCAUCGUCAGCAAUAUGUUCAACCCUGAUGAGGAAACCGAACGUAACUGGGAUCUCGAUUUGGCAGAAGAUGUAAAGGGUGAGGUGGAAAGCAAGUACGGGAAAGUCAGACGAAUCAAAGUAGAAAAAAUGUCAGCGGGCGAAGUAUACAUCGAAUUCAACGAGAUUGACGGAGCUACUUCCGCUAUAAAAGGAUUAAACGGAAGAUUCUUCGGUGGAAGACAAUUACAAGCUUCUUACAUCUCUGAAGCGUUAUUCAAAGCUCACUUGUAG